Entamoeba invadens IP1 is the source of this 357-nucleotide messenger RNA. RefSeq lists its product as hypothetical. The transcript has a single exon. The coding region runs from base 1 to 357 and encodes 118 amino acids. The record is from RefSeq and is a predicted model, not a curated record. NCBI's taxonomy places the organism in Eukaryota, Evosea, Mastigamoebida, Endamoebidae.
AUGUUUGUAGACUGUGUAAAUUUCACAAGUGUUGUGUUAUCAAGAAAUGUGGUUAAAAUCUCAUAUUGUUGUUUUGUUAAUUGUUUUAAUCUGAAAACAAUUGAAUUGCCAACAAGUGUUACAAAAAUAUCUGAGCGUUGUUUCGAAGGGUGUGUUUUGUUGACAUCCAUUUCUUGUAACACAAAUGUCAUUCUUGGAAGCAAGUGUUUUUGUUCAUGUGAUAGUCUAGUUAGUAUUCCACAGACAAAAUACUUCAGAAAUCCUGUUUUGAACGGCGUACCUCAUAAUCUGAAAUUGCACUCUUUGAUGGACUUGAGACAAUCCCACAUUGCGCUUUCUUUGGGUGUUAUAAAUUGA